AUGAAUGGCAUGGACGACAACGAAGACGAGACAGGUCUCUUCGACGAUGACGAUUUCGAUAACUUGUCUGAAUCUGCUCUCCAGGAGCUAGAGCAAAAUGCCAUCCUUUCAACGCAACGAGCGCAGCAGCAGGCUCGUGCCAUUACAAACCACUUUCAACCUGCUCCGCAAAGCCCCGUCACUUUGCCACCAAAUCGGCUGCUGGCUCAGGCGCCAUUCAAUGGUAGACAUCAUCUAUUGAACCCUGUCAUUCGAAAACCGGUUAAUGAAUUCCAACCGGGAGACGACAGUUUCGAAUUGGUUGGAGAUGAGGGUGUUCCUACUCCGGUUGAAGAAAUUGAAGCGUUCCCUCUCCGUCGAAUGCAACUCAGUGAGGCUCAAGGAGAACAAUUUCGCCCACAACGAUAUGGCCAAGCCUACAAUGGUGUCGGGCUCAAACAAAAUUCUCAAAGUCAUAGGCGGCCUUUUCCGGCCAGCCUGGGAGAUGGCUGGUUUCCGGGCGUGCCGUCGAGAUCCGAUGAGAUGCUGCGGGACGGCCUGUCACUGGAGAACAUGAACGCCCUACAAGGAGAUGAUCGUGAAGCAUUUCGUGAUCAUCGCAUCGAGAAUUUGAUAAGAGAAAGAGAUGAACUUACACGGGAGCUUCGAGAGACCAAGGAUACGGUCAUGAUGCAAAAGGGGGAAAUCUCAAUCAUACGAGCCAACUUUGAGAAGGAAACCAAAGUCUUCAAUCGACAGGUUGGUGUUUUGAAAAAGUCAAUGGAAGAAGAGGCGGCGAGACAUACGGCUGCUCUUAACGCAAUGAAGGAGAAAAAUAAUAACCUAGUCACCCGUUACCACUUUCUUCAGCAGGAACACAACCAAGAGCUUCAGGAAACCAAGAGUCUCCGACAACGCUUGAAGGACAGACCGCAAGCAGACAAGGAUGCCAGUCCCGUGGGUACUCCGAAGCGUGGUAUGGCCCGUUCUCUUCGAGAUGGAUUUGACGAUGACGAUAUCAUGGUUAUGUCUCCAUCGAAAUCAGCUCGGCGUCCGAAACCAACUCCUCCAACCGCAGUAAAUAAGAGAAAACGAAAGGCCGACGUUCCGAGUCCGGUGAAACCGCUGGUGCUCAGAUCUUCGAACACACAUCCUCCUGAUCGGCCACCGUCGCCGCCACCACCAGCACAGACAGAUGGACCGAUGGUUCCCGUUAUACGGAAGGACAAGCAGGCUGAACGCAGCCUUUCCUUCCUCCAAUCUAUUCUAGAAUAUCAGGUCAAGCAGACCAAAGAGCCGCUUGUCGAAGCCUUGGUUGGGUUUUCGUUUCCCACUAACCCGUCUAAGAAAUUCUCCGCUAUCCUGCUUGACGGGGUGGCGCACCUCAAAGGCGAUCGCCUUGCUGGUGAUCUACUGCAAAUAUUUAUCAGCUUAUGGUCCAGGUCCAUGAAAGAGCAAUACUACAAGCCGAUCGCACUGCUAAUUGAAAUCGUCAGCCAUAUCAUUGAACUUGAAAUGUUGGUAUUAGAUUCUGGAACUAUCUCCAGCCUUACACCUGUUCUCCAGACAUGCGUGGCAAUCAAUGCUGAGAAACGCUUCGAGCACUCUCCUGUAAACCAUUCAACGUUUGGCAAAUUCCGUCAAACCCCUCAAUCUGUAUUGAAGAAAGAAGUCAAUGGUACAGCCUGCAUGGAACUUAUGCUAACAGUAGCAUACAUCGUCUCAGAUGACCCUGACCUCCUGACCCUCUUCUGGCGCCUCAUGGACCCGGAAUUCGUUCUAAUGAUGCUCAAUGCCUGGCAACCUAUCUCGGACAUCACGCUCAUGCUCCAACUGCUCGCCACGAGCAUUUUCUCAUCCACGUUUGGCUGCGUUUGUGUCGACGCACAACAAAACACAAUAGAAAACUACAUUAUUAACCGUCUCUGUCAUCUGCUGUGGGAAACGCCGAAAGUCGACGAGGGCCUCUGUCCCAACACAACCAAAGAGCUCUGCCAAUUGCGAGUAGAAGUCAUGGACCUACUCCUCAAAGUAGCCAUCACUUCCACCCCACACCCGCACGACGGUCCCACUCAUCACGGCAGCAAGCUCAUAGCUCAUCACACAGGUGCCAUCGCCCGCGUCGUCCGCAGUCUCCAUGACGAAGUCUCCGCCAUGUACAACCUUCUAUCCUCGCACGCUCUGCAUGCCGAGCUCGUGAACAAAGGCAUCCGCCUGCUCUACCAUGUCCUAAAGCUCCACGGCUCCGAGAUCAAUCUCCAGGAGAAACUCUCCGUCAUCAACGGUGGUGUACACAAGCAUCGCGUCGUCCUCACGAGGCUCGCGUUCUCCGAGGGCUUCUACAUCGAUCGCCUGAUCACAGACGACACCGUCGCCAUGGCCACCAGUAUGCUCGAGGAGAGCGUCACACCCGAUGAAGCGGAUGAAUUGAUCGAAGCAUUUCCGGGGUUCAAAGGCCGAGGUGCCAGUGCCGCUGCCCCUACAGCGGUUAGCUUCGACGGGGGAUUAAGGUGA
This is a messenger RNA of Rhinocladiella mackenziei CBS 650.93, 2493 nucleotides long. RefSeq lists its product as uncharacterized. The record is from RefSeq and is a predicted model, not a curated record. Bases 1 to 2493 code for a protein of 830 amino acids. Lineage: Eukaryota; Fungi; Ascomycota; Eurotiomycetes; Chaetothyriales; Herpotrichiellaceae. The transcript has a single exon.